AUGGAUGCAGAAAGAGAGACCCUCCUGCAGAAAGCACAGGCCAGAAGCACAGGCCUUCUGUCAGAAGCAGGGCCUCAUGCUGGAGGUGAAGUGUGUGACACACUGGACACCUCUGCCCGAGUGAGAUGCCUGAAAAUAGCUGAGCAAAACCAGCUGCUUUUCACUGACUUCAUAUCUGGAACAGUUCUUGACCUUCCACUGAACUCCAGGCAGGACACAGCAGGCAUCCCACCUCCAGAGUGACCGAAACCAGUCAAGGACAGAGCAAUAAACAGGCAGGAAAAGCAGCUUGCCAUAGCAUAUGAUGAUUUAGUCCUCAUGCUGGAUAUUAUCCCUGUGGAUCCAUGCCCAGUGAUCGACAUCUACACCCUUAAAACUGAGAUCCCUGGCACUCUGAUUUCUACAGCUGUCCUUGCAGAUUACAGAGGCCUCUAUGGCACAACUAGCAAGGACUUACUCCUUUAUCACUGCCCUCGGGUCCAAGUGUUUCCUUUGGAAGGUCACAGAAGCCAGAUCUCCUCUUUGGAAAGCAGCCAUGGAGAGCAGCGGGCACUCAGUGGUUGUGAAGAUUUCCUGCAGUGUCUCUGGGACUUGGAGUUCUGUCAGCAGGAUCAUGAGAUGGGCUAUUCUAAG
This is a messenger RNA of Nestor notabilis (Kea), 633 nucleotides long. It is a transcript of the gene NWD1, whose product is annotated as NACHT and WD repeat domain containing 1. NCBI's taxonomy places the organism in Eukaryota, Metazoa, Chordata, Aves, Psittaciformes, Psittacidae. The record is from RefSeq and is a predicted model, not a curated record.